Paramecium sonneborni is the source of this 927-nucleotide messenger RNA. The record is from the annotation of a GenBank genome assembly. Lineage: Eukaryota; Ciliophora; Oligohymenophorea; Peniculida; Parameciidae.
AUGAAUCGAAAACUUGAACUAAAAUUAUUAAGCCAUUUUUAGAGUUUGGAAGGAAAAUUAUCUUUAUUGUUCUUACACAUAUCAGAUAAUUCAGCUGGUUUCUAACAUGUUGGUAGCUUAAAAGAAUAGUUUACAGCCUUUUAUUAUAUAUGUAUGUAAAAGUAAACAAAUUUUCAUUUUAUAAAGAAUCAAUACUAUAGUAUUUCUUAAAAAUGGUACAUAAAAUUAAUCUUUUGAAUAGCAAUGUAUAUUUUGUUCAAAAUUAAAGACACAUUCAAGUUAAUAAUUGCUAUUGCAUUUACUCUUAUUUCAUAAAACAAAAUUUAGCUAUAAAUUCACCUAUUAUCAAAAUGAAAAAGUCUUACAUAUUGCUUAUUUCAGAUAAUAACCAAAAAUCUUACCUAAUGUUUUUAGACAUUAUAAAGCUAUCAAUUAAAAUUAAUUAGAUUGUUUCAUGUUCUUAACACUAUUUUCUUAAUCUAAUUCAGAAUUUUACUAAAAAAAUAGUAAUAAUUAUUAUAUUUACAAAUAGCUCUUCCUUUAGAAUAAGAUUAACAAAUCUCUAAUUUGAUGAGUUAAAAAUAAUUUUAUUGUGGUCCUUCAAAAAAUUUUAGACCUGUAUAAAGAAUUGAAGAAUUCAAAGAAUUGGAAGCUUUAGAUUUUGAAACAUUUAAAUAAAAUGAAUUAAUUUGUUUGACAAAAUCUUCACCAGAAUUUAAAGGUACUCCAAUUCAAUAGUUUAUGAUGUUGUACAAUACAAGAGUUUUAGAAGAAAGGCCAUAAUAAUUAAAAGAUUUUUUGAAGCAAUUUACGAAGUUAUAAGGUGAAUUAGCAAUCUGUUUUUAGAAUCAUUUAUUUACACUAUUAUGUUAUAGUAUGAUAGAUUAAUAAACAUUCGUUGAAUUAUCUCUUAUGAUAUAGAAAUGA